AUGAUUGACACCUUAAAAAAGAAGUAUGGAGGUGAAACAUCCGAUGCCACUGCUUCCACCGGUACAAGUGAACAAACAGGGGCUAAAUCAAGCAAAGAUGGAGAACAAACAGAAAAAAAGAAGAAAAUGUCCAAGUCAAAACCCAAGGGUGUUGCAUCCAGCAAACCAGCAACAUACAUGAAAGAAAAGGACUCAAAUACUCCUACAUCUUCCCAAGAUUAUAAUCAAGCAUCUGUAGUGGUCGAAGCAUGUGCACAACAUUUCAAAAUAAGGAACAGAACAAGGAGAGUGGCCAUAGAAGAUAUUAAAGGUGUGCAUGAUGAGGGCGUUGCCAUGUGGAAAACAAUUUUGAGCCAGCAAAAGGAAGUUGAGGAGGAAAUAGAAAAACAAUUAAAAGAAGGACAAGAUGUAGUUGCUCAAGAAAAGGGAAAAAGAAUAGACAAUGACACCACUGAUGAGUUUGAUGUAUUUACAGUUGAAGAUAUCAUAGCAAAGGGAACCAAUCAAACUAAGCAUCUCGGAGAAGAUGAAGUCAUAAUUGAGGAGAUCCCUUAUGAGGAAAGACCUCAAAGGAAUCCAGUGACAAUAAAUACUCCCACAACAAAUCCUACUAACAACGAACUGCAUUUACCAAAAAAAGGUGCAGAGGAAGAAACCCCAAAGGUGAUAGAUUCAUCAAUACCAUUUGUUGAUGAAGCAGAAAAGAAGGAAAAGAAAAUAGAAAGGAAGGAAAUAGAAACAACUGAAACUAGUCCAAAGGAGACCAAGGAACUAGAAUUGGACAAGAAGAAAGAGGAUUCCUUAUCCGGUCAACCUAAAGGAAGUAAGAAAAUAGUGAUGGACACUCCUCCAAUGAAACAGAAGUUAGAGUUAGAAAAGGAAAGUGGGAAUAAGAAAGCUAAACUCACCAUCUCAGCCAGCUCUAAGGUUGAGGCUGAAGAAGAAAAAGAAGAAAAAGAGGAGGAAGAAGAGGAAGACUCAAUAAUAGAUACAAAGAAGAUGACCCCCAAAUAG
Molecule: messenger RNA, 1014 nt
Organism: Cryptomeria japonica (Japanese cedar)
Lineage: Eukaryota; Viridiplantae; Streptophyta; Pinopsida; Cupressales; Cupressaceae
Exons: 3
Coding region: 1-1014 (337 amino acids)
Source: RefSeq, a predicted model, not a curated record